Molecule: messenger RNA, 1032 nt
Organism: Aspergillus steynii IBT 23096
Lineage: Eukaryota; Fungi; Ascomycota; Eurotiomycetes; Eurotiales; Aspergillaceae
Product: terpenoid synthase
Exons: 1
Coding region: 1-912 (303 amino acids)
Molecular function (GO): carbon-oxygen lyase activity, acting on phosphates
Source: RefSeq, a predicted model, not a curated record
AUGGUAUCCAAGUCACAGUAUCAUUCCAUGGUGCGAGAAUUACUCUCGGAUAUCGCGUUAAAACAACGCAGUGAUUUUGCAGUUGAUACGGAUAUCGAAAAAGGCAUCAUUGAACGUUUUGCGGCAUAUGGUCUCACGCCCAAUCGCAUGGUCGCGAUCGCCCGACGAGGUGUCGAAUGCGGAGAAUGGUUCUUUCCCUUCCUGGAAGGCGAGAAUAAGUUCGCUGCGACUCUAUACACAUCGAUGUUCUUCGCCAUCGACGACCUCAGCCCGGAAAUCACCGAGCCUCUUGGCAGUUUCUGCCAGAACCUACUGGUCGGCCGACCGCAAAAACAUCCACUUCUGCGAUUAUGCUUCGACGUUACCUUGGAAAUGAACCGAUUCUACGGCCGAUUCGCCUCAGAUAUGAUACUCAAGUCGAUGAUUGAGUUUCUGAGCGCCAAUCUGGUGGAGGUUAAGCUUCCUGGAAAGAUCACGCCACUUCCAAGCACGCCCAGCUUUCCCAGGUACUUCCGCCUCAAAUCCGGAAUGCCCGAGGCUUUCGCCUUCUUCCCUUUCCCAACGCUAGAUGAUGGCGAGGAUAACCUGGAUGAGUUCAUUCUUCUCCUCCCGGAUUUGAUCGAUUUCAUCGACGCCGGUAACGACAUACUGUCGUUCUACAAAGAGUCGAUCCUAUCGGACGACAGGGAGAAUUGCAUCCAUCAAUAUGCCGAUGCACAUUGUAUUUCUCCAGCGGAAUCGCUUAUCCACCACUGCGACUUGCUGAAGAAGUGUGUGAGCAACCUUCGUGCGUCGCUGUUGAAAUAUCCCCGUUGGGAAGACAAUCUGGAGCAGUUCAUCCAAGGAUAUCUAGGGUUCCAUAUUGCAUGUGACCGCUACCAUCUUGCUGAUUUUGCAAUUUUUGACACUUGAAUGCGCCCUCGCUGUGGGGUUACGGUCGGCUUUAUGAGAAUGAUACUCGAUUAGUAUCUUUAAAAUCCUAUUUCUUCAAUAUCUACCAUCUUGUCACAGGGAGGGGUUUUUGCAUGCCGC